Messenger RNA from Ctenocephalides felis (cat flea), 804 nucleotides. RefSeq names its product serine/threonine-protein kinase plk-1-like. Lineage: Eukaryota; Metazoa; Arthropoda; Insecta; Siphonaptera; Pulicidae. Bases 1 to 804 code for a protein of 267 amino acids. Gene Ontology annotation, biological process: protein phosphorylation. The transcript is spliced from 7 exons. The record is from RefSeq and is a predicted model, not a curated record. Gene Ontology annotation, molecular function: protein kinase activity; ATP binding.
AUGAUGACUGAAAUUAAAACACGUCCCAAUCUGCCUAAUUUGGUGGCUGAUGUGCCCAAUUUGGCGAAUGGAAUCAUUGCUGAUCCUAAUACUAAGACGACCUACAGGAUUGGGAAGUUUUUAGGAAAGGGUGGAUUUGCUAGAGUGCACGAAGUGACAAACUUACAUAAUAACGUAACAUAUGCUGCCAAAAUCAUUCCUAAAUCUAAGAUGACUAGAAAAUAUCAUAUAGCUAAGGUUGCCAGAGAAAUCAUGCUUCACAAGGAUCUCAUUCAUGACAAUGUCGUGAAAUUAGAAUUAUUUUUCGAAGACGUAAUAAACGCUUAUAUAAUAUUAGAAAACUGUCCGAAUCAGAGUUUAGUGCACCUGAUGAAAAAGAAAUCUUGUUUUUCAAUACCUGAGACGAGGUACUAUGUUAAACAGUUGAUAGCCGGCACCAAAUACAUUCACAGCAAUAAUAUCAUACAUAGGGAUUUAAACCGGGAAAUAUGUUUUAUCAGAGUUUUGUGCGGAACUCCUAAUUAUAUUGCUCCAGAAGUUUUGAACAAAUCCUCACAGUCGUUUCCGAUUGACGUCUGGGCAAUAGGUUGUACAAUUUAUUGUUUAAUGUUCGGAAUACCCCCAUACGAAUCUGCAACCUUGGAAUUGACGUACGAAAGAAUCAAAUCUAAUAGCUGGGAUAAAUCUAAAGUUGCAUAUCAUCCUGCUCUUCUUGAUCUCUUAGAUAGAGUUUUAGUUUUAGAUCCAAACGAAAGACUGACUUUAGAUGAAAUAGAAAAACAUAUCUUUUUCGAUGCUGUGUAA